Aureococcus anophagefferens is the source of this 822-nucleotide messenger RNA. RefSeq lists its product as hypothetical. Gene Ontology annotation, molecular function: protein binding. The record is from RefSeq and is a predicted model, not a curated record. Lineage: Eukaryota; Pelagophyceae; Pelagomonadales; Pelagomonadaceae. The transcript has 2 exons. The annotation marks the transcript as partial.
AUGCCGGACCCGGCGAGCAUCACUGCGCACGUUCGCGCCCUCGCAAAACCGCAGACGGCGCAGCGGGCCGCGGAAGCGCUGCGCAUUCUGUCGGCGGAGGAAGCCGACCUCGGCUCCGUCGUCGAUGCCGGAGCCAUACCGGCACUAAUCAGCGUGCUGCGCGAUGGUAGUGAUGACGCCAAGUCGGUGGCCGCCGCAGCGCUCUGGAACAUCUCGGUGAACGACGGCUACAAAGUCGUGAUCGCCGAGGCCGGGGCGAUCUCGCCGCUGAUUUCUCUCGUGCGCGCGGGGAGCGCCCUCGAACAGUUCAAAGCCGCGGGGGCGCUGCGCAACCUCAGUCUUAACAAGGACAAUGCGGUGGCCGUCGCAUCGGCCGGCGGGAUCCCGGCGCUUGUUGCGCUCGUCAAGAACGGCAACGAUGACGGCAAGCGCUUCGCCGCUUCGGCACUGUGGAGCCUCUCAGUGUUGAAUACUAACAAAAUCGCCAUCCACCAAGCCGGUGGCAUCCCCGCACUUGUUGAUCUCCUGCGCGUCAGCGGCCUCGUUCAGGAGAAGGCGUCCGGGGCGCUGGCGAACCUCGCGUGCAAGCCCGACGUCGCGGUCGCUAUCGUCGAGGCCGGCGGCAUUCCUGCCCUGGUGGCCGUCGUGAGCCUGAGCAACAGCCGCGUGGCCAAGGAGAAGGCCUUGCGCGCGGCGUUUCACCUCGCGCACAUCGACGACGCGCACCGAAUCGCAAUGUUCGAGGCCGGCUCAGUUCCGCCGCUCGUCGCAGUGCUACGCGACGGCAACGACGUCAUGCGGGAACACGCGGCGGGGAUCUUG